AUGUAUGACUGUAAAUUAAAAUCAUGUCAUUUAUCAAACAUGAAUUCACAUAAUCAAAUUGAAAUGAAACACCCGAUUCAAUUAUUAAAAAACUUAUCACCUGAUUUUUCAAUAAAACAAAAACAUAAAACAUACAACAAAUUUAUGAGUUCAAUUAAUCAGAACGAAUUAAUGAACAGUUCAAAAUGUAUUAGUAACAACAAUGUCAAUCAUAAACAGUCACAAUUACAAUGUACAAUUGAUAAAACACAAUUUAUAAUGAAAGAAAAUCAUAGAAAUAUAACAGUAUUUCACAAUCCAUAUCAUCAUUCUAUUCCUAAUAUAUCUAACUUAGUUAAAAACAAUGUAAACAAUCUUUCAUAUACUAAUAUAAUGUCUGAUGAAGGUUAUUCACAAGGUCAAUCAAACCAUAUCCCUAUCAAUGAUCAAGUUGAUGGACAAAUUUCAUCGAAUGAUACAUUGAAAACUUUAUAUACAGGAAAUGUUUAUAAAAAAUAUCAUUCUUUACAAAAUUUAAUACCUUCAAAUCAACAAAUUCAUCUAGAACAUCAAACAUAUUCAUUAUCUAAAUUGAAUUAUUCUUCAUUCAAUACAAUUCCAUUACAAACAAAUAUUCAUAGUUUAAAACAAAUGUAUCAAUCACAGUCAACGUAUGUUAUUGUUUGUGAAUAUCCAGUCAAUUUAUCUGUACGUUAUAUGGGUAAUAAUCAUCAAAUACCAAAUAUUAAUUUAAUUGAACUAAGUUAUUUAUGGCAUCAUAUUGGAUGGGGUUAUUUAAUUGCUAUAGCUAAUAGAAAUUAUGAAUUACCUAAUUCAUUUGACUCAAUUACAUUAAUUCUAUGUCAACCAAUUACAUUUAAACAAUUAUGGAUUGGUUAUAUAGUAAUACCGGAUAAAUUUGAUCAUUUCGAUAUCAUUCAUACAUCUUUAAUAAAUUCUGAUCUUAUUCAAUGUUAUAUUAAACAAAUUCAUAAAAAUCUUAAUGAUAAAUUCUAUCAUACACAUUGUAUUGUUAUGAAAUUAAAUAAAGAUACUACUUAUAAUACGGUACAAAUGAAACAGAAACAAUUCAAAUCUCAUUCAAUAUUAAAAUCAAUAUUUCGAAGAUUAUUUAAUAAAUUGUCUAAAACUAAUAAUAAUAUUUAUAAAAAUCAAUUUAUCAGUGAUAAUAAUAUUUUCAUCAAUAAUAAACACAAUUUUGAAUAUUGUAUAUGUAAAAUAGAAUCAAUAGAAUCAGGAAUCAAUGAAAAAAUUCAUCAACAAUCAAUGGAAUUCUUUUCAGAAUUGGAUAAAUUAAUUAGUAAUUCAAUAGUAACUGUAUCCUCAAAAUUUGGCAGAUUACUACCGGUAUUCCAUUUUCAACCGGAAUCAGAGAAACAGUUAGCAAUCGAAAGGCAAAGACAUAAAUACAAACUGGAACUAUCAACAUUACAAUCUAAUACAAAUUCAUCAGAAUGUAUUAGAAAUCAAAUAUCUUUUCCCUGUUUAUUUCGACAUAUUUAUUCACUUAGUAGAGAUGAUUUACAAACAAUGAGAACAAUCUAUGGAUUCGAAGUUUAAUUAUAUAAAUACUUAUAUCAUUACAUUGUGUAUACUUUGAUAUAGUUUUUCAUUGGAUGAUUAUUUUAUUUAAAGGAAAACACUGGGUUACUAGUUUUCUCUAAAAAGAAAAGUAACAUUAUUUUAUUGAAGUCAAACAUAAGAGCUCAAAAAUUAAUGUCAGUAUUUUAAUCAAUCGUCUGGCUGGUAUUGCAUAUUUUAAGUUGUCUGGUAAGCUUAGAACAGUGCAGUAAAUAAGAUACAGUAAUCAGUAAAAUAUAAAAUUUAAGGUAUUUUAUUCGUUUUAAGUAAAAUUAAAUACGAUUAGAUUGAAAUUCUGUAUGAACUUCAGUCAUUAUAUUCCUUCUAUUUAACAGGUUUUUACUUCUUCGGAAACGUCUGUACGUUCAUACUAUCAUUUGACGAUAGUUAAU
Molecule: messenger RNA, 1973 nt
Organism: Schistosoma haematobium
Lineage: Eukaryota; Metazoa; Platyhelminthes; Trematoda; Strigeidida; Schistosomatidae
Exons: 3
Coding region: 1-1560 (519 amino acids)
Source: RefSeq, a predicted model, not a curated record